Molecule: messenger RNA, 4861 nt
Organism: Formica exsecta
Lineage: Eukaryota; Metazoa; Arthropoda; Insecta; Hymenoptera; Formicidae
Gene: Rab3-GAP
Product: rab3 GTPase-activating protein non-catalytic subunit
Exons: 19
Coding region: 59-4273 (1404 amino acids)
Biological process (GO): regulation of GTPase activity
Source: RefSeq, a predicted model, not a curated record
UAGAUGCGAGGAUUAAAUAUUACAGAAGAUUACUGUUGUGCAUAACUAAUUACGCACAAUGUCCUGUCAAAUUAAAGGAAUAUCAAAUAUACCAGAUAUAGAUAAUGUUAAGAAAUUACUUUAUGGCAGUGCCAUUAGCAAAUUUGAGUAUGUACCAAGCAAUGAAUUACCUCUUCAAGACUGUCAUAUAUCAUUGUCAUCGGUUGGAGAUGUGUUUGCAAUGGCUUGGAAUACAAAGAUGAUUAUAUUUGUUUCAAGAUGGGAUUCGCAAGAAUUAGACGAAAUAAAAAAUAAAUUCCACAUAACAUGGCAUGGAGAAAUAACAAAGGAACAGAAUGAAUGGAUAACAUCAGUGAUCUGCUUACCUCUAAUAUCUUUAGGAAAGGCUAGUGGUCCAGAUUGGACAUGUAUAGCUGUUGGGUAUAAUACAGGCUUUGUUAGAUUCUAUACAGAAACAGGUGCAUUGCUCUUUGAGGAACAGAUUCACAAUGAAUCAGUUCUAGGAAUAAAAUGUCAAUCAUUCUCGUUACCGAGACACGUUGGAGAUGCUGGCUGUAGUGAAGAAAUUUAUAUAUUGUAUAACAGUGGUGUCUGUAUAUUACAAGGAUUUCCAUUAUUUUCAACUUUACGUGCAUGUAGAAAUCACUUGGCUAGAGUUCAAGCUAACUGCAAUGAUUUACCACCAGUUCCAAACUUGUCAUAUAAAAAAUGGGCAUUUAAAAAUCAAGAUAUUGCAAAUGAUUCAGAAGUAAUUGGCACAACAUCAAUAAAUAGUUUUGAUCAUUUCAUGACAGCUUCAAUUUGCGGCGGAUAUAAUGCAAUGUAUAGAUCUAGCGCGCCGCAACAUAAUUUAGUCGUUGCAACAGGAAAACGGCCGUUUGUAGGAUUCCAUUAUGCAUUGGAGGGUGGUAAUGCACCAGUUCUAUCAGAUGUUGCCAUUGCUAUGGCUAGCAAAUUGGCUAAUGCUAUUGGUACUGCUGUUCCAUGGUUUCGCGGCAGUUCGAAGAGUACGACAUCUGAAGCAUCAAAGGGUAACAUUCACGAAUCUGUAGAGACAAUGAGCUGUCGGUUUGGUUUAAGCGAUAUUAUGAGAGAAGGUGAUUGCAUUGUCUGCAGUCCAAAUAAAAUGUUAUCGGUAAUAUCGGACGCUAUGGGCAGAGUAUUACUUAUAAAUAACAAAAGAGGCGUAGCUGUUAGAAUGUGGAAAGGAUACCGUGAUGCUCAGUGUGGUUGGAUCGAAGUUACCGAAGAGAGAGAUCGUGGAGUCCACAAGAAUAUCAAUAAAUCUGGGCGAAAAACUUUAUUGCGCACAGCGUUAUUUCUAGUUAUUUAUGCGCCGAAGAAAGGUGUGAUAGAUAUUUGGAACGUACAGCAAGGUCCAAAAAUCACUACCUUUACCGCUAGUAAAAAUGGACGACUACUGCAUAUUAACUAUGGUUUUCUGGGCGCAAAUGAUAAUGCUAUUUUGUCAAAGAAUAAAGCGCAAUACUCGUGUGUGUUUAUGGAUCCACUUGGAGGAUUAAAGGAGAUUUGUGUUCCGUUUCAUUUUGCACUUAAUAGUAAAAACGGAAAACGUGCGCGCGACAUACAUUUACUUAGGAAACUGAGAACAUAUCUGAGGGAAGAAGAAUUUGAUGAGGAAAAAUUAGUUUUGGAAGUUACCAACACUUGUCUGGGAUUAAAGACAAAUGAAAUUAAAGUACAGAUGAUAGAAGUCUUAAUGAAUAGCAAACAUAUUUUGCCAGAUGCUUUGCUUGCUGCAAUAAAUUGUUUUGUGAUAAAAUCAGAAGAAGAAAAAGAAUUAGAUCCUACCGCUAAGAUGCUUCAUCAGUUGACUAUGCAAUUACAGCAAAUAAUUAUAUUUUAUAAAUAUGUUAAGUCUCAACUUGACAUUCCUCCUGAGUAUAACAUUGUAACAGCUGAUAAUGCACCAAGUCCUAAAUAUUUAUCUUCGAUAUUAUUGACUUCGGAACGAGAAGUACAUCGUAUUAUUAAAUUGGCCAAGAUGAUAAAUAGUUUUAAGGAUAAUAAUGUUUCGGCAGAAACUAAAGUCAAAUUUAAAGAGGACGAAAAAAUGUUCUUUAAUUUUCUAUCAUGUUUUGAAUUUGGUACAUCAAAAUUAAUUGGACUACAAAAAGAUCUAAAAAAGGAAACAAUGAACGACAUUUCGCGACUAAUAUAUCAAGGAUGGAUGUACUCGAAUGAUGUAAAAGAGAAAUGGCAACAAGCUGCUAAAGAUAGUAACAUUCAACCAUUCAAUUUCAUGGAAUUAGCAUUAAUAUAUUGGACACAGAAAGAGGAAACCGUAUCUUUGGAAGUUGAGCUGAAACGUUUUACGCAGCUUCUGCAUGUUAUUUGUUUGUUAACUGAUGUGGAAGAUAUAUGUGUUGAAUAUAAUGAAGUUUCUCUCUGGUGGAAAACCGUACGGACCAUUUUAACAGAAUCUACAAAACCAUUUAAUGCGCUUACCGCUGCAUUAGCAUGCAGAGCAAUUGCUAUAAUUUUGGAGAAAUAUAAAGAAAAAUUACAAAAUCAGAAAUUGUUGGAGACUAAUGGCAACGAAGGUGAAGACAUUAAAAAUAUAAAUAAUGUAACCAACAUAGAUAAAACGGAAAAUAAACCGAGCGACAUCACACCAGAUGAUGAAAUGUACAGUUCAAUUAGCGAAUGGGAAAAUGUUAGCAACGACACUUGUCAAUUCACAUUGUUAAUUGGGAAUCUUGAAGAUAUUACCAUUUUGAAUGCUGUUAUUAGUCAGCAAGUUAUACUAGACGAAACAACACAAUUCUUCACUUUACCAUUUACAAAAAAUGAUAUUUCUUUAGCAUUGAUUAUUUCCAAAGGAAAAGGUUCUGUCUCUGAACUGGUCGCAAAAUGGCUCAGUACAACAGGUAUCGAUCCAGUACGAUUAAUCGACACAACUGAUGUGGAAUUCGAUCAGUUGCAAUUAUCAAUAGAUUCCUUACAAUUGACUGAUGCACUGGAUGAAGCAACUGCCAUUGAAGUACCUCAACAAGAACAACCAAAACUUCUUUCAUUAUCGGUAGAGAUUGGAGAUGAAGCAAAAACCAAUAUGACAGCAGAAGCAUAUAUAUUAGACAAGAUGAUUUUACUUAAGCGCCAUUUUCCCCACAGUUUAACGAGCAGUGUCUUGCUGGCCAAUUUAUGCUGGGAAUUUGCCAUGUCAUGGAAUAAAGAUGUUACUCAAUUAGAUCUGCUCACAGCUGCUUUGACUGUUUUACAACAAAUACCCAUGAAAAAUAUGAAACAUGGCGUUUGCUGUCUAAUGUGGACGCUUCAUAUAAAGAAAAGAAUGGAAGCAGCGGCAAAGCUGAUGAAUAAGCUCGGAAAGUUGCCAAAGGAAAGAUUGUGCAUGCAAGACAUUGGUUUGUCCGACAUUCAACUUACAACGUUUCUACAGCACUGUGUCACUUUCUUGGAUAUAUUUAUUGACGACGAGAUACUUAAACGAGGAGAUGGUGCAACGAUAAAAUCGGAAGAAUUAUGGGAUGGACAUACCGGUGGACCACAACCAUUUGCCACACUAGCUAUUUCUCAAACGCCAGCUUGGUAUGAUUUGAUCUUGUUACAUGUACAAGUGGCAAAUGUUCUGUACAUGAUGGCGUGUCUUAAUUUGAAAAUGCUAAAACCACUGAAUAACUUGUUCGAGUCCGUAGUACAACCUUAUUUCUUUCAAGACAUAACGGAUAAAGCGAUACUCACGUGGUACCGAGACGACAAGAGAGACAAUACGCGUACGGAAUUUUUAUGCAGAGUAAUUACAGCGUCGAUGGAAUUCAUUCAUCGCGAGACCACCGACGGCGUGACGAUUAGUUCGUCACAAGCUAUUUCGUGGAUGAGCAAGUGUCAGGCGUUGGCGUCAAUUUGGAAGAUUAAUAAUGAUGAAUUGAGAAUACACCAAGCCUGUCAAUUAUACAUAAACGGUUUCGAUCGUUUGGCGGAAGAGGUAACUGUAGCAGUAACUGAUAUCGAACGUUUGGCUGCAAACUUAUUGCCUAUAGUUGGAAGAAGAAUGAUGGCGUAUCUUUCGAAAACACCUAAUCUCUUGGAAGAAAUGUCACGAAUGAGUCCAGCGCUUACAAGAUAUUUGGAAAAUCUGAAUGUGCCUCAAAUAGUCUGUACGAAUUGUUCCAAUGUCGACACUGUGGAACUGAUUCGGCGAAUAUCUGUGCAUUUACCUAAAACUCACUGUGAUUAUCAUAUUGCGCAAUUGAUGUUGGAUGCAACAUUUAUUUACGAGGGUAAUAAUUAGCUUCUGAUUUUUUGGUAAACUAUGUCCUGUGAUACCAUGAAGCAUGAAGCCGCCAUACACGAGAAUUUUAUCACAAACUGUAUAAUUUGUAUAUAUUGAAUACAACGAAACGCGAUAAUAGUUUAAAUCAUUGUCAAUUUAUCGAUGGGAAGACAAGAUCGUCACUAUCGUGUAUAAUAGUAAAAAGAGUGAUAAUCAAGCUGCAAAGUCAUAAGAGUAAGUAAUAUAAACUGUUAUUUUUUCUUUGGGACAUUAUGGGCAAUUUAAUCAAGCGGAAUUAUACGACGAUCUUGAUACAAUCUUUGAAUCGCACUCUGUAUUAAGAGUGUAUAUAUUUGUACAUAUAAUAUUUAUUAUAUAUAUAGUAUCGCUUUAUCACAGGACUAAUUGUUCUUGUUCUAAAAGAUGUGUGUAUAUAUAUAUAAUAAUAAUAAUUUAUUUGGCUUUUUUGGGGAAAGGGGAGAGAUUAGAACGUAUUUAUCGAUUUUUCAAGUAUUCAGUAUAGAGUCAAUAAUUUCUAAUCUGUAAUUAUUCUAAUUAUUCUAUCAUGUAUAUCUGUAAUUAAAUAUAAUAUUUCUUUUGAACUUA